Molecule: messenger RNA, 1733 nt
Organism: Prosopis cineraria
Lineage: Eukaryota; Viridiplantae; Streptophyta; Magnoliopsida; Fabales; Fabaceae
Product: pre-mRNA splicing factor SR-like 1
Exons: 6
Coding region: 211-1482 (423 amino acids)
Cellular component (GO): precatalytic spliceosome
Source: RefSeq, a predicted model, not a curated record
UCGUCCUGAUCUCCUCUCUCCCUCAGCUAAGCUUCAUCAGCGUCAGGUUGCUGUUUUCGGGCUUUUAGAGACCCCAAGGUCAGGGUUUAGCUUCAGCUCUCACCUAUCCGUUUUGAAUUAAUUGCUACUUGCUAGUCCCUCUUGAUUGUCGCUAAAAAGUGAUGACCUUUGGGCAAGGAUUUAAGGGCACAUUACCUUUCAUAAUUCAUCAUGGAGAUUCAGAAUUGUGGCAGGCCAAUUGAUUCUUUGUUAGAGAAAGUUCUUUGUAUGAAUAUUCUGUCCUCUGAUUACUUCAAGGAGCUCUACCGAUUAAAAACAUACCAUGAAGUCAUUGACGAGAUUUACAAUCAAGUUGAUCAUGUGGAGCCAUGGAUGACAGGGAAUUGUCGUGGUCCUUCUACUUCCUUCUGUCUUCUUUACAAAUUUUUUACCAUGAAGCUCACUGUCAAGCAAAUGCAUGGGCUGUUGAAACACCCCGAUUCUCCUUACAUAAGAGCGGUUGGAUUUCUCUACUUAAGAUAUUUUGCUGAUCCUAAGACAUUGUGGAACUGGUUUGAGCCAUAUGUCAAAGAUGAAGAGGAAUUUUCUCCAGGAUCUAAUGGACGAAUGACCACAAUGGGUGUAUAUAUCCGUGAUUUACUUCUUGGACAGUAUUACUUCGACACCCUGUUUCCACGUAUCCCCGUUCCUGUACUGAGGCAAGUUGUGGCUAAUCUUGAGAAGCUGAAGCUUCCCACCACACAUUCUGGUUCAACAGGGGAAUCCACCCGUCGUGGUUCUGAUGAUACUGCCCGCCGGCCACCUUCUGUGAAAGCAUCCCUUUCGGUCUCAUUUGGUCAGCGUGCUCCACAUCGUGCCUCAACUAGGGACUCAUCACCAAUUCGCCGCACUGUAUCUCACCAUGAAAGAAAUGGCAGUGAUGAUCCACGGAGAUCUCCAAGAAGAAGCAGUCACAUCCAGAGCCGUGAAUAUUCUGACAAGGAUUGGGACCGAGAAAGGGAAACGUCAGGAGAUCAGUCCCGAGCCAGGGACAGGGAUCGAAAUCAUUACAGGGGCAGGGACAGGGACCGUAAAUCAGAGAAGGGCAGAGACAGAGACUUCGAGAGAGAUCGUGAAACAUACAGGGACAGGGACAGGGAUUCGGAAAGAGAUAGAAGAGAUAGGGAAAGAGAUCGAGAGCAUAAUUAUGAUCAUGAUAAGAGGUCCAGGUAUACAGAGAGAGGACACAAUGAUAGGAGGCACUAUCGUAGUAGGAGCAGGAGUCCAAGUAGAAGCAGAAGUCAAAGCUUGCAAAAUGGUGCUCCUCAGUUUGAAUCUGGGAGUAAGGAGAAGCCAUCUACAUCAGCCAAUCUGGCUAAGCUUAAGGAUAUCUAUGGUGAUAUGAACAAUGGUAAAGCAGAUGCCAACAUGGAAAGAGUUCGUAGGAGGGUUAAUGAUGACGAAGAGGUUAUUAGACUUGGUGGUUCUACUUGGAAGUAUUGAAUUGAAUGAUUUCAUUGUUGAAUGUUGGAUGACCUGGCUUCUCUGAACUGGACGGACUGAAUCUCUCUUUCGGUUCCUGCCUCGACGAAAAUUAUAUAUUCAGAAAUUCAAUCUAAUCUAUCUAUAUCUACAUUAUUACAGUGAGAUAAUGUAUACUAGAAUUUUAUUUAUGAAUUUUCUGAUACAUAACACUUUAUGCUUUGCUGGCAGAAAGCUUUCUUUGGAGUCUGAGACUAACAUGCUUUCAUUUA